CCACAACUCUCCAGUCCCGUCGGCGAGCGAGCGAGACAUCAACAAGAGAGCGGGUUUCGGAUGCGGGCUGGUUUUCCUAAAUACUCACGUCGUGCCUGCGCUUUGUCCCCGCCGCUACUUUGCAGCAACUUCCGGCAACUUCCAGCAAGAUGUUUGGCUUUCACAAGCCAAAAAUGUACAGGAGUUUGGAUGGCUGUUGCAUCUGUCGUGCAAAAUCGUCCAGUUCGCGUUUCACGGACAGCAAGCGGUACGAAAAAGACUUCACGAGCUGUUUCGGCUUGUGUGAGAGUCGAUCUGGAGAAAUCUGUAACGCCUGCGUACUCCUGGUGAAGAGAUGGAAAAAACUCCCCGUGGGAUCCAAGAAGAACUGGAAUCAUGUGGUUGAUGCAAGAGGAGGGCCAAGUCUGAAGAUGACCUCCAGGCCAAAAAAGAUCAAGUCCCUCUCCAAGAAAGCGAGGCCGAGCCAAAUCAGCAGGCUGCAGAAAGAGCUAAAAAGAAGCAAUUCAGAUGCCCACAGCACCACGUCCAGUGCUUCUCCAGCUCAGUCUCCCAGCUACAGCAAUCUUUCAGAUGAGGGCUCAGACUCUGAGCUCAGCCCGGGUUCCAGCCGCUCCCCCGUUUUCUCCUUCCUAGAUCUCACCUACUGGAAGAGGCAAAAGGUCUGCUGUGGAAUCAUCUACAAGGGCCGUUUUGGGGAAGUUCUCAUUGACCCCCAUUUGUUCAAGCCCUGCUGCCGCAAGCAGCAACGGCAGCAGCAGCAGCAACAGGAGGAGGAGGGGUAUGAGGAGGAGGAAGAGGAGGAGGAAGAAGAGGUGGAAGUAGAGGAAGGGCAGGUGGGGGAGGAGGUGCAAAUUGAGGAGGCCAGUGGGAAGAAGUUCCAGAUUGAGCAGGGAGUGAAGGAAACGCCAACCGGUGAGGGAAGCAGCGCAGAAGCUCCUCAGCUACACGUUACCAUGACAACACCUUCACCCAAGAAGGUGGAGGAAGAGGGGGAUUGGUAAAUGUGGACCCCCCCCCCUUUAUGCACAUCUUUGAGGAAGUCUUGGGGUGCUUUUGUUUUUAUAAGCACUUGCAGAGAGAAGUGGCCUCAGAUUGCCUUCAAUCAAAGAGCAGCUGAAAAUCCUUGGUCUUCUACAUAAUAUUUUUGUCAGUUUGUUUAUUUGAUUGUUUAUGUUUAAGUGAUAACUUAUGAACUCCCGUUGUCCCAUGUUGUCUGUUUUGCUUUUUUUUAUAUUUAAUAUUCUUCCUUUCCUAUUGAUUGAGCAUCGUCCAUGGUGUUAUAUCUACUUAGGACAAAAUGCUGGAACUCUAGUUUGCCGGUACAUUGAGAAUAAUUCAUUCCAAAAUGUGAUACCCAUUUUUAAAAAAAAUGCUAACUUGUUCAUCUUUCUAAUUUUUAAAGCCAAGGUGAGCCCGCUUGAACAAUGUUGGUAUUUUGGAGGUAAAGGUGUGAAGGUGACAAAAAUAAUGCGAUAAGUCAUACUUACAAAAACAGUUCAGAUUUGUCUAGUCCACAGCAGACGUCACUUUGUGUUGAAAGAUUGGACUUGGUUUUGGAAUGAAGCUCUGCAUUUACAGAUCAUAGACAUGUACAGUGAGUAGCCUUUGUGUUUGUACCUGUAAAUAUUUACAUCCAAAAUGAGCAAACUGUUUGUUUAGACUGGCUUAGCUUGUAUGUGAGUCACAUGUGGGUCCCCUUUGAAAUAAGGCCUAUUCACAGCACCAACAGCAAAUACACCAGCCUUAAUUAUGUCGUAGACAGUGCUAGUGUUGAUCCUGAAUUGGUAAUAAGAAACAAAAAGGGAAAAUCACUAUAUUCAUUGUGGCCUCAGCAACACAUAGUGCAUUUUGCAUGAAUGGUGACAAGCCCUCUCACCCAAAAGACCGAAAAAUCUGAUGCAUGAGUCUAGUAAAUUGCAUGGCCUUAUGAAAAUUGUAAAUCUUAUUUUUAUUUUUUUGAUCCAUUGCUCUGAAGUUUUAAAUUAUUUUUAUAUGUGAAAAAAGAAAAUGGAAAAAAAAAUAGAAGAAAUAGUGUCUUUGCAUCAUAAUACAACACAAUACAACAACAAAACGCAUCGAUCGGUUUAUAUACAUUCAGCAAUAUCAGCCGUUUCUGCCAUUCCCGGAUCAGUAGAGAAAAAGACUAUACAAGUUGAAAUGCUAUGCCAUUGCCUCUUAUAUACCACAAUGGUGUUGUGAUAUAUCGCCUAAUAAUACUUUAUUUAUCAUAUUAAAGCCAAAGCACAUUUAAAUUCACCCAAUGUCAAAUCAGUGCAGGAUUUUAUGGACAAUUGUGCUUGUCCAAGGUCAUUUCUAUGUAUUUUAUGGUUUUCUAAAAAGAACACUAAUAAGACAUUUCUUAAUUUGUUGUCGUUGGGAUCUGAGGGUGUGUCGUGUACAUAUGGGGUGGGGGUUAGGGAUGUGGCUUCUCUAUGGGUUACUUUAUUUAUUUAUUUUAUAUUUAUUUGUAUAACUGCAUCCCCAAUUACAAGUUCAAGGCUGUGAACUCCGUUAAUCUGUAGUGGUAGUAUGAGUUUUGUACAUUGGUAACUGAUUCAAAUUAAUUCUCACACGGGCACUAUUUAACAAUGCCUUGAAUUACCAGUUGUCAAUAUUUGUGAAACGUCGGUUAAGUAUUUAUUUACACAUCAGCUGAAUUGUGUGGAACUUAAAUUAUUCUGUACCAUCCCUUUGGGUCUGUAUCACUUAGUUUUUAGACUACAACCAAGCUUUACUUUUCACCGUUCACUCUUUAGUCUACUCAUGUGACAUAAUGAUUUACUGAUAGCUGUACUCUUCAAUUUAGUGCUACUUGCAUGUAUUGUAGCUAUGCAUUUUAUCUAGCCUACAAGUUAGACAAAGCGGUUUUGUAUUUUUUAUACAUCAUGUAAUUUUUUUACUUGUCCCUUAAUAAAAGCAAUUUUGUGAGUU
Molecule: messenger RNA, 2931 nt
Organism: Lampris incognitus (smalleye Pacific opah)
Lineage: Eukaryota; Metazoa; Chordata; Actinopteri; Lampriformes; Lampridae
Product: SIN3-HDAC complex-associated factor-like
Exons: 6
Coding region: 150-1001 (283 amino acids)
Biological process (GO): negative regulation of cell migration
Source: RefSeq, a predicted model, not a curated record